AUGACACUUUGUACUUAGUUCACACAGUCAGUUUGCAUUUUUAUCUUCUGGCUUUGCUGGGCUACUUUUAUGUUUUUAUGGUAGUGUAAGUGUUGUGUUGACUUCAGACUUUACUCUCAAGAAAUCCACAUUACAGUCUGUUUCAUAUCUGGCUCGGUUAUUCAACGUCUUUGACAUGUGUGGUUAGAAGGCAUUAUCUAUCUUCCAAUGAUCUCAAAAAAUCUGUAACAUGGAUACCUUGUCGGAUCCUGCCUUGAAACUGAAGUACACCAAAUCCAAAUUAAAAGUUAAACGCUGGGAGAGUGAAUUUAAGAAGAAUACGGGAAACAAUCCUUCCAAGGAUGAUAUUAAAGCAGCCCCCUGUGAGAUUCGAGAAGCCUACAAAUGGUACUGGCAAAUUAAGAUUCAUGCUAUCGGCCAAGACUCAAUGUUGGAUGCAACAUUUGUGGAACCCAGAAAAGUAGACAUUGCUCCUCCCACAAGUUCAUUUGAAGAGAAACCAGUUAACUCUUCAACUGUGGUUGAGGGACUUCCCUCAUGCGAGGACCCUUCUCAGACUUUCAAAAUUCCUCACCGUGAAUGCCCUCGUGAAGAACCACCUCUUGAAGUCAAGUCUGUUCUUCAUGGAACGAAGGAAGAGCUUGUCGAGAGCAAUAAAUCAGUAGAGGAACCCUCUGACUCCUUGCCAACUUCAGUCUGGGGAACACACUUAAAUAAAGAGAAGAGUGUUGAAACCAGUUCCCAGAAGAAGGGCCUGAACCGUGCAUCAUCGUCAUUUCAUUUAUCUGAGAAAUUAUUUGUCGGUGCCAAACUAAAGAAAAGAAAUCCAAGGAAAUCUCUUUCAUUUUCUGUUGGUCGUUCCAAAGAGAGAGGUAGUUUAGUUUCAUCUGACAGCCUUACUGCAACCCCAGAUUCCUCUUUCUCUUUGGACAACUCCCAAGCACUUGAGGAUGGGUUCUCAGUCAGUGAUCUUGAAACUCAAGCUAAUAUGCAAUUAGACUUGAACCUAACCAACCAAGACUUCAAACUUGUGAAAAAAGAUAUGCCCUCUGGUAUGAAGAACAUAAGCGCAGUUCAGAAAUUAAUUGAAGAUAAUAUUAGUUCAUCAAAACCUAAACUUGACCGCUCUGUUGACAAAGGUUGGUUGGAAAGAGUCUUGCAAGCAGAUCAAAUUUUGAGCCAGGAGGCAAAAGAAAAUAUAAAUGUUCCAUCUGUGGAGCUUAUGAAAAGUGAUUCUGGCCCUUCAACUCUCUCAGCUGUAUCUGACGACAGUGAUGAUGACAUUAUCUAUGGAAGUGACAAUGAGAGUAAAAGUCCCCGAAAAGUUGAAAAGGAGGAAAAGGCUAGACUUGCAUUGCGACCAACUGUGCCCAGAGAUCCCCCUCCUCCUGUUUCAAUGCAAAGCUCUGCAGAUGCUAUCAAAACUGAGCAUGUAAUUGAUACAUCUGAAAAUCAUGUAAAGAAACGUAAAUUAGAUGCUAUUGAGGCUGCAAUGGCUGUCCUUUCUGAACGACGCAAAAAUGAUAGGAACCUUUCCCAACCGAAGAAGAAGCUGAAAAGAUCUGAGCCAAUUGCUGAAGGGAAAGAUGUAGAUUCUAAUCUUAAAGCUGAAGAUGGCCUCAAAGAUUCUGAUUCAGCUGGUGGUGGUAAGAAGUCAUCAAAGUCAGCAUUGUCCAAAAAGGAUGUAUUAGAGAAAAAAGUUGCUACCGGCUCUGCAAAUGACAAUUUUGUCCGCAUAAACAUGAAAAAGAAAGUAUUUGUGAGAGGUAAAAAGACAAUGAACUUCCAGAAAUACAAGAAGCAACAAUGGAAAAACAAGAAGAAAGAACUUUCUGACCAAGCUAGCGUACAUAUGAGUCGAAUGGAUCCUAGUGAUGGAGCUGCUGGAGGAGGCCUCCAGAAAUGCUUCCAAUGUGGAGAUGUUGGACAUUUUGCCAGGCAAUGUACUAAGAUGAAAGGUGACAGCUUAAUGCCUCUUGGUGAAGGGGAUGAUGUUGAAGAAAGCCCUUUCCCUUCCUUAGAAGAAGUAGAAAAGAUGGCUAAAGAAAAAGGUGGAUUGGUUCAUCUUCGUUCCAGAAAUGCUCCUCUCUCUCAAGCAAACUCCGUCACUAAAACCCUUGAGGAGAGUAAUCAAGAAACUCUUGAUGGGGAGUCUCCUCUUGGUGACAAUCAAGACAUCCAAGAGGCUAGCAUAAUGCAGGAACCAGUUCGUGAGCCAGAGAGAAUUUAUAGGUCAGUUGAACCUCUCUAUUCCACUAAGCCGGAUGGUUCCCUCAUAGACACACCUGCAGAAGUGUAUGAAUGCUUACACAAAUUUGGUCAUGAAAAGUUCCGGCCUGGUCAAGAAGCCGCAGUGAUGAGGAUUUUAUCUGGAUUGUCAACUUUAGUCACAUUAUCCACUGGCUCUGGAAAAUCGCUAUGUUAUCAAUUGCCUGCUUAUUUGUUUGCUACUAAAAGAAAGUGUCUAACAUUAGUUGUGUCUCCAUUAGUUUCUCUCAUGGAUGAUCAGAUUUCUGGCUUACCUUCUUUCAUUAAUGGAGCUGCUCUACACACUGGGCAGACAGAAAAGCAGAGGGAGAAGGUCAUGGACAUGGCAAGAGAAGGGAAACUUCAAUUUCUUCUUGUAUCCCCUGAGGCUGUGGUUUCUGGCGAGAGGCAGAGUGGAUUUGGAAAGUUGUUGAGGUCUUUGCCAGACAUAGCUUUUGCUUGCAUUGAUGAGGCUCACUGUGUCUCACAGUGGUCUCACAACUUUCGGCCAUCAUACCUUGUUAUAUUUAAGGUUCUGCGUGAGAAACUUGGUGUCCAAACUAUUUUGGGAUUGACAGCAACAGCAACACAAACAGCUGUGUCAAGCAUUAUUGAACACAUGCAAAUUCCAGAUGGACGUCUGGGAGUAAUACAGGAUACACCUUUACCCAACAAUUUGGUACUUUCUGUCUCAAGAGAUUCCAUCCGUGACCAAGCUCUGGUAAAACUUCUAAGCUCCCCGGAAUACCAGACUUACCAAUCAAUCAUAGUAUAUUGCAUACGCCGUGAAGAGUGUGAAAGACUUGCUGGACUUCUCAGAACUUAUCUAAAGGACCAAAAUGAAAUUAAGGCUGGGAAAGUAAAAAUUUCUUCAGUUUCUGAGGCUUACCAUGCCGGGCUCAGCUCUGCGAGGAGAAAACAAGUUCAAACAUCUUUUAUGUCAGGUAAUACCCGUAUUGUUGUGGCUACUGUGGCUUUUGGUAUGGGAAUCAAUAAAGCAGAUAUUAGAUCUGUCAUUCAUUUCAAUAUGCCCCGCAACUUUGAGAGUUAUGUACAGGAGGUUGGUCGAGCUGGACGAGAUGGUGAAGUCUCCAGAUGUCAUCUUUUCCUCAACAACGAAGGUAAAGAUUUAAAUGAAUUAAGAAGGCAUAUAUUUGGGGACUCUGUCGAUAGGCACACAAUCAGAAAAUUACUCCAAAGAGUAUUUGUGCCUUGCAAGUGCAACAAAAGCACUACUAAACCUAGCAACAUAGCUGAAUCUUCUGAUGAUAAAAGAGAGGGUACAAACGAGGAAACUGCUUUAAGUGAUCCGGUUACAGAAGUAAGUCAUUUGGACUCUAAGGCUUGUACUGGCCAUGAAGUAGCCUUCAGUGUUGAAGAGACUGUUGCUGCUUUGGACCUUCCUGAGGAAAACAUCACAACUCUCCUGUGCUACUUGGAACUACAUGACAGGAACCUUAUUCAAGUUAUGCCCAGAGCAUAUACUCAUUGUAAGGUGCAGAGUUACAAAGGAAUUAGGCACUUGAGGGAGGUAGCAAGAACGUGUCCUCCUUUGGCAAUGGCUAUUGCUAUGGAAAUUACAUCAGGGGAAUCUCAAAAAUCUAGUCCCACUAUUGAGUUUCCUGUUGUGGAAAUUGCAAGUGCCAUUGGUUGGGAUAGUGGGAUUGUUAAAAGAGAGCUCAUGAACCUGGAGUGGACUAAAGUUAAUGGGAGUUCAAGACGGUCGGGGAUCAAAGUGGAAUUCUCCAAUUUGGGUUUCCGAUUGAAAACCCCUGGCAAUUUGUCACCUGAAAAGCUUGAUGCGGCUCUGGACUUUCUCCAUGACAGAGUUGUCAAGCAAGAGCAAUCUGCUCUACGCCAAUUGCAGACAAUAUUUAAGGCUGUUACCAGUGUAUCUUUCCCCCACAUUAAUGCUGUGAUGUCUGCAGAUGAUGAGGAAAUUGAAUCUAAAUCUAACAAUCUGAAGAGUGUGGUACGGGCAUAUUUCCAAGGGGAACUUGAUAUGACUGAGGAACUCAUAGUUGAGGAAAAACUUGAAAAUGGUGACCAAAUUGCUAACGAUAUUCGACAGUUAGUAAGUAUGUACAAAGAAUGCAGCUUCACAGGACGGGCGGUGGCUCGCAUUUUUCAUGGCAUCGGCAGUCCUAAUUUCUCUCCCAUGGUGUGGGGCCGGUGUCGUUUUUGGCGUGCGCAUUUGGACUCUGAUUUUAAACUGUUGUGCCUUCUUGCAACCCGAGUGCUGCUGAAAAUGCGCUAAGAAGUUAGGAUUCCUUAGCUGCCUGACUGUUUCUGUGAUAAAGGUAGCACGUGUAGUGUUUUUGUUCCAUUUGACUUCUUAGCUGUUUUUAAUAUACUUGAAAGGCCAUGAUUGUAAUGAAGCUAGUCAAUUCUGGGUGUUCAUUGGUUUAAGUUUUAAUGCUUGUUGGUUUUCUUUUUAUAUAUUAGGACUUAAGUGUAAUAUUUUUUUAUCACACCAUUUUAAAUAAUACAUGACUCCAAAAUUUUUAAA
This is a messenger RNA of Thrips palmi, 4756 nucleotides long. It is a transcript of the gene RecQ4, whose product is annotated as ATP-dependent DNA helicase Q4. NCBI's taxonomy places the organism in Eukaryota, Metazoa, Arthropoda, Insecta, Thysanoptera, Thripidae. Gene Ontology annotation, molecular function: four-way junction helicase activity; zinc ion binding; 3'-5' DNA helicase activity. The record is from RefSeq and is a predicted model, not a curated record. Gene Ontology annotation, cellular component: nucleus; chromosome; cytoplasm. Gene Ontology annotation, biological process: double-strand break repair via homologous recombination. The transcript is spliced from 11 exons. Bases 230 to 4504 code for a protein of 1424 amino acids.